AUGGGACAAAGAAGUGGACGUCAAGAAAGAAGCAAGAAAUUAGAGCUGGCACUAAGCGAGACCGUGAUGGCAGAAGCAAAUGUACAAAAUAGUAAAGAGGAAGCCAAAGAGCCGAAAGCCAAAGACCAGAGGUUAACAUCAGUCUUUGGUGUGGCAGACUUAAAAAAUGGAGCUAUUGGACUGUACAACAUUGGACAGAGCUGCUGUCUGAACUCUCUACUCCAAGUGUUCCUCAUGAAUAUACACUUCACUGGGAUACUUCGAAGGAUCACAGUGCCACCACGUGCUGUGCAGAAGAGGAAGAAUGUCCCAUACCAAAUGCUGCUGCUGUUGGAGGAGAUGCAGUGCAGCAAGCAGAAAGCUGUUUCUCCCGUAGACCUCGCUCACUGUCUUUCAGUAUACAAAGUGAAAUUGUUUGUGCAGCAUGAUGCUGCCCAGCUCUUUCUGACUCUCUGGAACUUGAUAAAGAGGCAGAUGAAAAAUCCAGAGCUGGCUGGAAAGCUGAGUGAUUUGUACACUAUCUGUGUACAGGAGCAGGUGGCCUGUCAGAAAUGCCUUUUUGAAACAAAGAGGAACAGCAGCAUGUUAACCCUUCCACUCCCAGUGUUGGAUGCCAAUUCUCACAUGCUGAAGACUCUGGAGGACUGUCUGCAAUGCUUUUUCCAUCCAGAAGAAUUGACUGAUCAGAACAUGUGUUUCUGUGAACAGUGUGGAAGGAAAACACCUUUUCUGCAGAGCAUGAAGCUAGUCCAUCUGCCACAGACUCUGACCAUACAUCUAAAGCGCUUCUGCUUCGAAAAAUCAGCCCACAUUCACAAGCUUAGUCACUAUUUGCCAUUCCCACAAGACCUUGAUUUCAAUGCAAUCUUAACAGAAAAUCAGUGCCAAGCAGAUGACAAUGAAAAGGCUGCCUGGCAGUAUGAGCUUUUUGCUGUUGUUGCUCAUUCAGGAUCAACUAAUUGUGGACAUUACUGUGCCUAUAUUCGAAGUCUCACAGAAUGUAAAUGGUAUUGCUUCAAUGAUUCGGAGGUUUGUCAGGUAUCAUGGGAUGAUGUUAAAUGCACCUAUGGACACUCCAACCUCCACUGGGGACAAACGGCCUAUCUCUUGAUUUACAUGAAAAAACAUCCUCAGUAG
Molecule: messenger RNA, 1137 nt
Organism: Balearica regulorum gibbericeps (East African grey crowned-crane)
Lineage: Eukaryota; Metazoa; Chordata; Aves; Gruiformes; Gruidae
Source: RefSeq, a predicted model, not a curated record